AUGGUGUACCUCAACUUCAACACCCAAAUUACCGCAAAGUUCGGUGUAGUUAUCGAGAACUGGCCAUUGCCUAAGUUCUGCUGCCCGGGGGAUGUAGGCUCGCAUACCGAACUUGAGGUCUUGUUCGGGUCCUGGGAGUCUGGUCGCAUGCGCUUCCGGUCCAUGCCUGAUGAGGAGUGGAUGCAGUGGUUAGAGCGACGGUCUCAGCAGGUGACAACAGAGGCUGGAAAUGAUCAGGAAGACACUGUGCAGGAUGCCAACACUGUGCAGGAGGCUGACACUGUGCAGACAUCUUCCGAGCUCGCGGUGCAUGCUACACCGGUAGAUUCCCCGUCUAACGUCAUUUUGCCCCCGCCCACUGGUCAGAACAUGGUAGCUGCAUCCUCUGUGACUCUGCCCGCCAAUGACCACAGUCCUGAGACCUAUGCGAACAAGCGUCCCCAGCAGGCCGAUGUCACGGACGGGGCCUCUCAGUGCAAACGAGCAAAGACGGGUGCACCGUUCACAGACUUUGUGAACGUCAUCUCCGCUCCAGAUGGUUCAGGCCUCGUGGUUCCCAAGAAAACUCGGAAGUUGCACAGUGACAAGGGUGUGAAGAGGGGUCCUCGGGUGAAGAAGAAGAUGGCAGGGGUGGUCGAGAAUGUGUCGCCGUCCACGACGGAAGAUACAGUGCCAUCUAUCAUGUGUGGAUAG
This is a messenger RNA of Sparassis crispa, 693 nucleotides long. RefSeq lists its product as hypothetical. The record is from RefSeq and is a predicted model, not a curated record. The transcript is spliced from 2 exons. NCBI's taxonomy places the organism in Eukaryota, Fungi, Basidiomycota, Agaricomycetes, Polyporales, Sparassidaceae. Bases 1 to 693 code for a protein of 230 amino acids.